CUACUCGCGUAGUUUGUGUAAAAAUAAAAAUACUGUCAGUAGUUAUAAUUCGACAUGAUGAUAAUGUCAACCGUCGAUGUAUUUUCAAUACCAAUUAAAUACAAAUACAAAACACGUGUCUGUUCAAUAGCCGCAUUAGUCGUCUUUAUUUUAACAACAACAUUAAUUAUAUUACCGUUAAUACUCGCCUACAACAGCGGCGGAUUUUGGGUGCGUAAUCGCUUAUACAUUGAACCGCCAAUUGUUAAAUUUACCCACAAGUAUUUACUUAUCGCUGAAAGAGACUUUGACUCAGCUCCAAUCAUCUGCUCUACAUUUAGCGUUUAUCAGCUAAAUCCAAUUAAAGAUGAUUGCACUCUUGUGAAAAUACAACAGCUCGAUAUAAAUAAUGAUAAGCACAGUGAUGUUUUUAAAUUUAAUUUCAUAUUUUAUACCGACUUGCCUAUUAAGUCUAUUAAGCUGUUAUUGUUUUUUCAAUUUAAACUCAGGGAUGUUGUGUACAAUGAAGUCAAUUCAGUAGCAGUGAUUAAUUAUGUUUUGCCUGACGAAUCACAGAAAAUAAAUAUAAUAAGUGAUUUAAAAUUAAACCAGAAGGGGCUGCUACGAUGCGAUAACUUUAAUGAUAUUAUAAAUAAAAAUAUAAAUAAUGAAACUAUUGAGCUGCAUGAUCAUUCUUUGGAUCAAGUUUUAUCUUAUUAUGCAAGAAAAAAAUUUUCAUCGGAACUAACAAAUACCCAAGUGACCUGGGAGUCAGGAUUUUCCUCAAGCGAACCGGUCUCAAUAUCCGGAGAGAUAUUUUACCUAGAGCAGCAUCUCUACUACCAACCGUGCCUCUGGGAAGAGCUAAAACAAGCAUGGAUCCAAUAUCUAUCUCUAUUUCUAGCUCUCAGUUACAUAAUUAAAAUAUUUCUGCGUUACUUGUUUACCAAUAGCCACCUCAGAAGCUACAUUGUAAUUCCCUGGCAAGAAAAAUAG
Messenger RNA from Microplitis demolitor, 975 nucleotides. RefSeq names its product transmembrane protein 231. Gene Ontology annotation, cellular component: ciliary transition zone; ciliary membrane. Gene Ontology annotation, biological process: regulation of protein localization; cilium assembly. The record is from RefSeq and is a predicted model, not a curated record. Bases 55 to 975 code for a protein of 306 amino acids. The transcript has 3 exons. NCBI's taxonomy places the organism in Eukaryota, Metazoa, Arthropoda, Insecta, Hymenoptera, Braconidae.